GAACAACUACGCAUCGAUAAGUAGAUCCUAAUUCUGUCAUUCGUCCGCUCGAAAAUUUCGAGAAUACUCCAUAUUUUGCCGCUUCUUUAUUUUUACAUUAGAUAAAUCGAAUCGAUUAUACGUAUUUUAAAAUAUCUAAUAGGUUUUUAGUGAAUUGAAUUCCAACACCCCUAACGACCGUUGGAUACAGUUCCGGCUCUUAUGGAAGCGUAGGACAGAUCUCUUUGAAGUUUCUGCCUGUGGAUAAUUUCACAUGUGGUGGUAAGCCGGUUAUCGUCGUAAAAAACGUUAUAAUAUUUUUCAAUUUUAAAAUUUAAACUAUUUUGAUAUAUAACAAUGCAUCAAGAAACGUUACAAUUAAUCCACAUCCUCGAAAAAACAGUUUCUCCUGACAAGACCGAAUUAGAACAAGCAUCGUCUUUUCUUGAACAGGCGGCUCUCACAAAUGUCGUACAAUUUAUAAAGACUUUAUCUGAAAUAUUAAGGCAUGGGGGAAAUAGUCCAGUGGCUCGUAUGGCUGCAGGCCUACAGCUCAAAAAUCAACUCACUUCAAAAGAUCCUGCCAUCAAAACAAAUUUUCAGUUGAGAUGGCUCAACUUUCCAGAAGAAAUACGUACUUAUGUUAAAAAAAAUGUUGUUGGAGCACUAGGUACAGAAACAAAUCGACCAUCUUCUGCAGCUCAAUGUGUUGCUUAUAUUGCUGUAACUGAGUUACCACAAGGACAAUGGCCCGAUUUAAUAAGUACAUUGGUAAACAAUGUGGUUCAACCUCACUCUACAGAAAUGCAAAAAGAAGCCACGCUAGAGGCAAUUGGUUACAUAUGCCAAGAAAUAGACUCAGAUGUACUUGUAACUCAAUCAAACGAUAUACUAACUGCUAUUAUCCAUGGAAUGAGAAGUCAAGAAACUUGUAACCAAGUGAGACUGGCUGCAACUCAAGCACUUCUCAAUUCCCUUGAAUUCACCAAAGCCAACUUUGAAAAAAUAACUGAAAGGAAUUAUAUUAUGGAAGUAGUUUGUGAAACUACACAGUCACCAGAUUCCCAAGUCAAGGUUGCAGCCUUACAAUGCUUGGUUAAAAUUAUGUCACUUUACUACCAACACAUGGAACCAUAUAUGGGACAAGCUCUAUUCCCUAUAACUUUAGAAGCUAUGAAGUCAGAAAAUGAUGCUGUCUCCUUACAAGGUAUUGAAUUCUGGUCUAACGUAAGUGAUGAAGAAGUAGACUUGGCUAUUGAAGAUACUGAAGCUCAAGAAAGUGGAAAAACACCAUCAAGAGUGUCCAGACAUUAUGCCAAAGGAGCCCUACAAUACAUUGUACCUAUUCUACUUCAGAAACUUACAAAACAAGAAGAACUUGACGAUGAAGAUGACUGGAACCCCAGCAAAGCAGCUGGAGUGUGUCUUAUGCUACUCGCCUCUUGUUGUGAAGAUGAGAUUGUUCCUUUUGUACUGCCUUUCAUCAAGGACAAUAUCAAAUCGGAAAACUGGAGGUUCAGGGAUGCCUCAUUAAUGGCUUUCGCUUCAAUUUUAGGUGGUCUAGAAGGCACCACUCUGAAGCCAUUGGUGGAGCAGGCAAUGCCAACUCUUAUCGAGCUCAUGUAUGAUAAUAGUGUGAUCGUUAGAGAUACAGCUGCUUGGACAAUUGGAAGGAUUUCAGAAAUAAUUCCAGAGGCAGCUAUUAACGAAACUUUCCUUAAACCUCUAUUAGAAGCUCUCAUCAAUGGCCUCAAGGCUGAACCAAGAGUAGCGGCCAAUAUCUGCUGGGCGUUCUCUGGCUUGGCAGAAGCAGCUUUUGAAGCAGUUUCUGGAGGAGACGAUAAUGGACAACCUGAAACAUAUCCUUUGUCCCAAUACUUCGAAUACAUUAUCCACCGUCUAUUGGAAACCACUGACAGGGCAGACGGAGGGCAGGCAAAUCUAAGACCUGCUGCCUAUGAAGCUUUGAUGGAAAUGGUUAAAAACUCUCCCAAGGAUUGUUAUGUUGCAGUAAGAAAUACCACUGUUGUCAUUUUGGAAAGACUUCAGCAAGUUCUGCAGAUGGAGGCACACAUUGUUAAUCAUAACGAUCGUAGCCAAUUUAAUGACUUACAAUCACUUCUAUGCGGUACUUUGCAAUCUGUUCUGAGGAAGAUGACACCUGAAGAUGCACCUCAAAUCUCCGAUGCUAUAAUGACUGCUAUGUUGACAAUGUUCAGUUCGAAUAAGAGCGGAGGAGUCCAAGAAGAUGCCCUUAUGGCUGUUUCCACACUCGUUGAAGUUCUUGGAGAAGGUUUCAUUAAAUAUAUGGAUGCCUUCAAGCCCUACCUAUAUCUAGGACUGAAAAAUCACCAGGAGUACCAAGUGUGUUGUACGGCUGUCGGUUUGACAGGAGACAUUUUCCGGGCACUGAAAAUCAAAAUCCUACCAUACUGCGACGAAAUCAUGCAACUACUCUUGGAAAACCUCGGGGAUCAAUCAGUUCAUAGAUCGGUGAAACCACAGAUAUUAUCAGUAUUUGGAGAUAUUGUAUUAAGCAUUGGUCCCGAAUUUAGGAAGUAUCUGGAAGUUGUUUUGACUACUUUAGCUCAAGCGUCUCAAGCACAAGUUGACAGGAAUGAUUUCGAUAUGAUCGACUACCUCAAUGAGUUGCGGGAAGGUGUACUGGAAGCUUACACAGGAAUCAUACAAGGUUUGAAGGGUGAAGGUCCGACACCAUCACCAGAAUUGAUGUUAUUGGAGCCUCACGUUCCAUUCAUAGUUCAAUUCAUUUUGGUUGUCGCUCAAGAUGCGGAUCAUUCAGAAACUACAAUUGCUGUAGCUGCGGGCCUAGUUGGAGACUUAUGUAGUGCCUUUGGAGCACCUAUGAUUCAUCUCCUUGAUCUGGAGCCCAUUAAUGAAAUGCUUGGACAAGGCAGAAGGAGCAAGCACAGCAGGGCUAAGACCCUAUCCAUUUGGGCGUCAAAGGAGUUGAAAAAAUUGAAGAAUAUCGCCAGCAAUUCAGCUGCUGCGAGUUGGUAUGAGUUUGCAUUAUUCUUCAUUUUUAAAGAAGUACGGGAGAAUCCCUCAAUCAGUCUAAAUUUUACACCAUACUAUAACUUAUUGUUGGAUGCAAUGGUCUCUCGGUAGUUACAUGAGGAUUUUCACUAUCCCAGAUGCCCUCGUCCUUCUCGUAGAUGUAUUGGAGUGAGUUUAGAAAAAGAUUUUGGAAUUUCUUCACAUCGACGGAAUUCAACCAAUAGUAUUUGAGAACAUUUUCAAAAUAAAACAUUAAUUUUCAAUUUCAAGCCAGUAACAAAAUUCGGUCUAGUCACAAUAACUAAAGCUUGUUCUCUCCUACUUUUCAUUUUUUAAGAUGAUAAAUAUGUGUAUUUAUUUAUACAACUUUUAUAUGCCUCAGAUUAUGUAUGUUCUGUAAGUAAAAUAUUAAUUUUUGCAAAUUUCAUGUAUAUUUGAAAAUCUUGUAUAUUGUGAACCUUGUUGAUCUAUGGGUUAUGACUGGAAGAUUGAUAGUAUAUUUUCUUAGUAAAUUUUAGCAAUUUUUUUUCUUGUUCUGUUUCAAUAAAAAAAAAAUUGUAAAAAUAUAAUAUGCUCAUUUACUUGGACUUUCUACAUGAUAUUCUGGCUUGUUAUAUACAUAUAUAUUUUUCCAUUGAUUUUUAUCUGUUUCUGAUUGUAUUUCUUACAAGAAUCCCAAUUUUUUAGAAUGAAAAGGAAGAACAUUGACCAAUAUGUAUUGUGACUGGGACCGAACCUUUAUCGACAUGGUAUUGGGUCCCAAUGAAAAAAAUUAAAAACUAGUUGAGUGGGGGUAGAGUGAUUGCUAGUAUGAACUUGUUGUGAGGAUUUUGGGCGUUAAUUGGUGAUUUUAGUUGAAAAAAAUUAAGGUACGUUUGCUAUGAAAGUCUGGGUGGCGCCUGAUUCUGAAAGUUCUGAAUGGCGUUUACUAUUAUAGUGAAAAACAUUCAACAGAAUUCUGAUAAAAUACUUCAUCUCAGUCCUAAGCAGAAUGAGUUUUUUCAUUCAAAAUUUACAUAUCGAUAUAAAACUAACGUGUCACUCUUGGCCAAUCUGAAUUUAAAUAGUUUAAUUCCAUUAGUAUAAGAAACAAUUAUUGUUGAGGUAUUCAUCCAAAGUCUACAAUGAAUUUACCAAAAUAUUUUAAUUGAUCAAUUGCCCUUUAAAACUAAUUAUUGACAGUUUCAGAUGCAUUUUUGAUUCUUCAAUCAAUUAAUCAAAUAAGCAAUAUUAAAAACUUUUUGGAAUCUAAAAAAUAUAUACUACAGGGUAAAAUUAUGAAAAUGAAAAUCAAAUGACAAUAAACUAAAUUGGAAAAGAAUCUAAAAUGUGUCUACAUGUUUCUGUUAUUCAUAAUUUCGAAAGGAACUUGAUGAAAAAAGCGCAUUUCAACGUUAUUUUUAAAGUACAAACAAUUAUUUUUUCCUCUUUUCAAAAUUUUUCUAAAAUAAACAAGAAUGAUUAAUGUUACCAAAUCCAUGAUGAAAUGUUUAUGUCGCUGAAAAUGUGCUUUAUUUUUUGAAUGAGACAAAUGUAAACAAGUUCAUUGAAAACAUGUAUCUCAGGUAAUAUGAGAAUAAAGGUGAGUGGUAUUUUUCUGAAAGUUUUUUGUGAGGCCCGAAUGUGCCUUGCUUGUGAGUUGAGUGACAAAUCUAAACUUUUUUAACAAGGGCAAAUUUGUGAGGUCUAGUUAAAACAGUUCAGAAAUGGUCGGUAGAAUAAAAUAAUCUGUGAUUUGAGGAGGUUUCUAAAGAUAAUGAUGCCAAAAAAUUAUUGAUUAUUCCAUUAGUAUUUAAAAAAAGUUAUAGGAAGCCUUCUCAAUAUUUUCAUAAGUAUAAUUCCAGAUGUAAUUCACUAUUCCUUGUAUGUGUGAUAAAUUUGACAUUAAAGCCAUCUUCAUUAUCUCGGUUUCUCCAGUUUCUUUUGUUUUUAUCAUUUCUUUUUUUAUCAAAAUUUCACUGUCAACUAACGUACAAAAUUCUGCUGUUUUCAGUCAUCGUACACUUUAUUUUUUUUUACUUGGCGAAUUAAAAUAUUCUUCACAAUGAUGAAAAAUGAAAGCCCUUCGGAGAAACUGAAAUUCUGAAUUUUGGCUUUUGAAACAAUGGCCAAUCUUUGACUUUUGAUAGAAAUUUUUAUGAACGUUUGUCUAUUUAUUUAUUGAUCAAAAAAACUUAUUGUGUAUUUUAGUGGCCCAUUGUUAAUGUCAAUACUAAUAAGGCUGUAUGAAUUUUUAGUAUGUAAGAGAAGCGAAUGUGAUAUUUGAAUGUUAGUUGUAAUUUUUAUGAAUUGUGUAGAUCUUCUACUGGCCUAAAUUUUUUAGUAGUUCUCUUAAUCUUUGCUGUUUAUUUCAUAAGGGGCAUUACACCAGUUUUUGUAAAUAUUUUUUUCGCGAAUUAUUGAUUUGGAUUUUUGUUUGGUCUAACUGCUCAUGACUGUAUAAACUUAAAAUUAGAAAAGUCAAAUUGUUAAGUUAUAAAAAAAAUUGACCUGUAAAGCGUACCACACAUUUUUGUUUGUAAUGCUUUCUUAUUGCUUUAUUUGUAAUAAAAUAUGAUAUAAAAAGGAUAUUCUAUUAUUGGGUGUUUGAGAUUAAUCUCAGGCUGUUGAGACAUUCAGAAAUAUAUUUUGAUAUUUUUGUGUACAUCUUUACUGUUUUACAUUCCAGUUCUCAAAUUUUUCUCUAUCGAAUUUUAUUUGUUGAUAUUAUUUUUAUUAGUUCAUUCUAUUUUUCUUGUAAUUAUACAUUUUCAUUUGGGAGAAAUUUUUGAAAAUUAAUUGAAAUUCGUGUCUUAUUGAAACGUUUUCUUAGAUUGAAACGUGUUAGUUAGCUGAAUCGAUAUGAGCUUUGUAAUAAUGAAAAAAAAGGGUUGAAUGUUGUGCCAUGUUCGAUUGCAAUGUAAGAAAUAUAAUGAACACCCCAAGUACAGAUGCUUAACAAUAGAACAAUAAAGUGUGUUAUGAAGACUGAGUAUCUCUUAAUCAUGUAAAAAAUAAGGUUUAGCUCAAGUGCCGAAUAAAUGUCGGUGCGUAAUUUGUAUUACUAUUGUUAAACAUCCGUCCCGAUUAUGGAGUAGCUUAAAUUAUAUAAUGUUACCAUGUCUAAGGUGCCUACUGACCAAUUGUAUGUAAUUCAAAAUUAAUAUUCUGUAAUCCUUUUAUUGUUUUGUUAAAUGAAAAUUUCAAACGCCUCAUAUUUAUGUUACUGAAUUAGCAUUUUUGAAGUUUUGAUUUAGUUCGAAUAUGGGUAAUAAAAACUUGAUUUUAUUGCUUA
Harmonia axyridis is the source of this 6271-nucleotide messenger RNA. RefSeq names its product importin subunit beta-1 (gene Fs(2)Ket). Lineage: Eukaryota; Metazoa; Arthropoda; Insecta; Coleoptera; Coccinellidae. The record is from RefSeq and is a predicted model, not a curated record. The transcript has 13 exons. Gene Ontology annotation, molecular function: small GTPase binding; nuclear import signal receptor activity. Gene Ontology annotation, cellular component: nucleus; cytoplasm. Gene Ontology annotation, biological process: protein import into nucleus. Bases 337 to 3108 code for a protein of 923 amino acids.